AUGGAACCAGGAAAUGAAACACAAAUUUCAGAAUUUCUUCUUAUGGGAUUUUCAGAGGAACCAGAAUUGCAACCCUUCUUCUUUGACUUGUUCCUGUGUAUGUAUCUAAUCACCAUGCUUGGAAAUGUGCUCAUCAUCCUGGUCAUCAUUGCAGACACCCAUCUCCACACGCCCAUGUACUUUUUCCUUGCCAAUCUGUCUUUUGUAGACAUCUGUUUUACCUCCACCACUGUCCCAAAGAUGCUGGUGAAUAUCCAGCUACAGAGCAAAGUCAUCACCUAUGAAGGCUGCAUCACCCAGAUGUACUUUUUUGUACUUUUUGUGGGGUUGGACAAUUUCCUUCUGACUGUGAUGGCCUAUGAUCGUUUCAUGGCCAUUUGUCACCCUCUUCACUACAUGGUCAGAAUGAACCCCCGGCUCUGUGGACUGCUGGUUCUGAUGUGCUGGAUCCUUAGUGUCCUUCAUUCCUUAUUGGAGAGCUUAAUGGUGUUGCAACUGUCUUUUUGCACAGAUGUGGAAAUCCCCCAAUUUUUUUGUGAACUUAAUCAGGUGAUCCAAUGUGCCUGUUCUGACACUUUUAUGAAUGAAAUGGUAAUUUUUUUUAUAGCUGUGCUGUUGGGUGGUGGGCCCCUCACUGGCAUCUUUUUCUCCUAUUCUAAGAUUCUUUCCUCCGUUCGUGUGAUUUCAUCAACUCAGGGGAAGUAUAAAGCAUUUUCCACUUGUGCUUCUCAUCUCUCAGUUGUCUGCUUAUUUUAUUUUACGAGCAUAGGGGUAUACAUCGGUUCUUCUGCUAGUCACAAUGCACAUGCAGGUACAACGGCUUCGGUUCUGUACACUGUGGUCACACCCAUGCUGAACCCCUUCAUCUACAGCCUGAGGAAUAGAGACAUAAAGGAGGCUCUGAGGAGAUUACUCAGGAGGGAGGUCAUCAAGGGCCACCUGUCCUGGGAUUGA
Molecule: messenger RNA, 954 nt
Organism: Chrysochloris asiatica (Cape golden mole)
Lineage: Eukaryota; Metazoa; Chordata; Mammalia; Afrosoricida; Chrysochloridae
Product: olfactory receptor 7A5-like
Exons: 1
Coding region: 1-954 (317 amino acids)
Biological process (GO): G protein-coupled receptor signaling pathway
Cellular component (GO): membrane
Molecular function (GO): G protein-coupled receptor activity; olfactory receptor activity
Source: RefSeq, a predicted model, not a curated record